UCCAUCUUUUCAAUGUUGUUGUUUUCUGUUGUACUCUAGGUGAGAAAAUAUUUGAGAGUAAGGAUCUUCUGCACGUCGAUAAUCUUUAAAAUAAACCCAAGUCGUGCAAAAAAUGACGGAGUACUCGCAUGUGAAAUCUACCAAACUUGUCCUGAAAGGUUUAAAGGACAAGAGAAAGAAGAAGAAGCACAAAGACAAGAAGAGAAAGAGGGAGGAUGAAGCAGAUAAAGAUGACGUUAUUGGCCGGUGGUGGGCUGUUGGUAAUUUUGGUGAAAUCACUGGAACAGUUGCCAUUGAGAUGCAGAAUUAUUCUUAUGUGCAUGCUCUGGACACUGGACUAUUCACUCUGGGAACACCUCACAAAGAUGAUGAGGGCCCUGAUCCUCCUGAGCAGUUUACUGCCAUCAAGCUGUCCGACUCCAGGAUAGCCCUGAAGUCAGGGUACGGGAAGUACCUGGGGAUCAGCUCGGAAGGCACGGUGGUGGGCCGCUCUGAUGCCAUAGGCUCUCGGGAACAGUGGGAGCCCGUAUUUCAGGACGGAAAAAUGGCUCUGAUGGCCUCCAACAGCUGCUUCAUCUCCUACAGCGAGAACGGGGACAUCGUGGCCGGGAGUAAGACCGCCGGAGAAGAGGAGAUUGUGAAGAUUAGGUCCUGUGCUGAGAGGGAGGUGAAGAAAAAUGAUGACAUCGCAGAUGAAGACCGGGGAAACGUGAAGAACUGUGAGAUAAACUAUGUGAAAAAGUUCCAGAGUUUCCAGGACCGCAGGCUGAGAGUGAAUGAGGAAGACGGUGAGGUGCUGAAGAAGGCAAGGACAGACGGGAAGUUUCACGAAGCGUUGUUAGACCGGAGAGCCAAGAUGAAGGCUGACAGAUACUGCAAAUGAGGAUAAGGGAACGCGUUGGUCAAGGAAUACCAAUAUCCCUAUGUAUUUAAUAUUUUCAGACAGUGCUGUGUUUUUUUGCUAUUAAAUAUUGAUAUAAAAAAAUGUCUUGUUAUA
Conger conger (European conger) is the source of this 997-nucleotide messenger RNA. It is a transcript of the gene frg1, whose product is annotated as FSHD region gene 1. Gene Ontology annotation, molecular function: actin filament binding. NCBI's taxonomy places the organism in Eukaryota, Metazoa, Chordata, Actinopteri, Anguilliformes, Congridae. The transcript has 9 exons. The record is from RefSeq and is a predicted model, not a curated record. Gene Ontology annotation, cellular component: striated muscle dense body; catalytic step 2 spliceosome; nucleolus. The coding region runs from base 113 to 883 and encodes 256 amino acids.